CGGAGGUCUGCGUCGAAAUUUCCGGUGAACAAGGAGGGCUGGAGCAAAGUGGAAUCGUUCGUCCGUUCGUGUGCUGCGACCAAUUCAGGAUUGAGGAAGAAGACCUUUUUUUUUAAUUAAACAAAACGACGUCGUUUUGUAUUGGAUUGGGGAAAAAAAUUAGGGCCAAUCGGGCUUGGCCCAGCCCAACCGCCUGCAGCCCAAAACUAAAAGUUUUUUCCUAAACUAAUUAUCCAAAAACUAAUUACGAAGGUCGAAGGAGAGAGCAGACCAGCCGUAAGGGUUUAGCGCAAGCAGCAGACCAAGCGAGUGAAGCGACCAGCUCUCCAGCCUGCAGCCACCGUCGCCCGCCCGGCCCCACCGGACACCGGUCACAGCCUCACAGGCGACGCUUUUUGCUAAGCAUUUUGCUAUGAAAGAUUUGGGUGAUCUUCAUUAUUUUCUAGGAGUCCAGGCUGUGCGUUCCGCUAAAGGUUUAUUUCUUUCUCAACAUAAAUAUGUGUUUGAUCUUCUCUCUCGUUUCCAUCUCCACACUAUUAAAUUUGUUCGUACUCCGCUUGCUACUCGCACCUCUCUAUCCCUCACUGAUGGGGAACUUCUAGCUGAUGCAACUGAAUAUCAAAGUAUGGUUUAUACGUUACAAUAUUUAACUUUGACACAGCCUGAUAUUACUUAUGAUGUGCAUUUAGUAUCUCAGUUUAUGCAUGCUCCUCGUACUACUCAUUUGUUUGCAGUCAAGCGUAUUUUUAGAUACUUGCAUGGGACAAUUGAUCAUGGAUUGUGGCUUCAGCCAAAUACUCAGGCCACCUGUGUGGUUGCUUAUUCAGAUGCAGAUUGGGCAGGCUGUCCAGAUACGUCUCGUCCCACAACUGGUUUUGCAGUGUUUUUGGGUCCCAAUCUUGUCUCAUGGAAGUCCAAAAAGCAACCUACUAUCUCCAAGUCCUCUACAGAAGCAUAAUAUCGAGUUGUUGCCUAUACUGUACAAGAUACAUUGCAUAUACGUUCGGUCCUUUUUGAGCUUGGUUAUCCAGUUACAGUCCCAGUUAAGCUAUUCUGUGAUAACAUCUCUACUACCUAUUUGACUGCUAAUCCUGUUCAGCAUGCUCGUAGCGAGCACAUCCAGAUUGAUUACCAUUUUGUCAGAGAACGUGUGGCUCAUGGAGAUUUGGUCGUGAAUGUAAAUAGAGAAGUAUGGAAAUGUUUUUUAUAUUUCGAAUAAACAAAGAAUGCUGAAUAUAUACAGGAGUAUAAUAGCUAAUAUAGGAAAGUGUAUAUUCUACACUUAAUGACUAGAAUCUACAUUAGUUAUGCAUAUAUACUGCUGUAACAGAUCUCUAUCAUAAUCUACUUUGAUUGACCAUAUAUUCAGCUGCAAUAUCUAUACAGCUG
Molecule: messenger RNA, 1389 nt
Organism: Cuscuta europaea
Lineage: Eukaryota; Viridiplantae; Streptophyta; Magnoliopsida; Solanales; Convolvulaceae
Source: the annotation of a GenBank genome assembly